AUGCCUUUUUUCCUCACGCCGAAAUACUCGAAACCACAGCGCAAAUCUGCGGCCUAUUGCACACCCCUGAGCCUGGGACUGGAGGCACUCCUACGCGGCAAUGCCACACAACCCCCCGCUGAGACCGGAGCCAACAGCCUCCCUAACACAGCCAGAGUGCCGGACCGCAAUGGGACGUCGCUCCCAAAAGCCGACCACUGCGCUGAUGGCAGAGACAUUGGGGACAUGCUGAGGCAGCCUGCACAGCCCAAGAUGACUCCGGCAGAGGACCGGAAUAAUGAGACCCAG
Messenger RNA from Pelobates cultripes (western spadefoot toad), 288 nucleotides. The record is from the annotation of a GenBank genome assembly. Lineage: Eukaryota; Metazoa; Chordata; Amphibia; Anura; Pelobatidae.